CCGCCAUUUAAUUAUUGUGUUCACUCCGUUUUCCACAAGUUGUCUAGCGGUGUCGUCGCCGCAGUAAAUAACAGCGUUUUGCGGUUAUUCUUUUAAGUAAACUCUCUACGUCGUAGAGCCAGGGUCAACGGCAUUGUUUCAGGAUUUUUGAGCAAUCGUUUCAAGCAGACUAACAGUUCUCCACUCAGUCUCUGAACCACGAAUGAAUAACAAUCCAACUACUCUUGGUUGAAACGGUUUUCUCUGAGACAUUAAGAUCAAAUUCAAUCAAGGUUGUCACUUUUACUUAAAUUGACAACAGAUACCACACGCAAUUCYAAGUCUUGCAUUAUCAAAGAACUAUACUUCAAAUUAUAGUCUGCAAAAAAGAUGGCUGGCAUACACAAAAUAAAUGGAAGGGUAGAAUCUAAUGCUACUAGACAAAAAAAAUUUAUUAGCUCUCAAAUGAAUACAGUAUUUGAAAACCUACAAAAUUUACGCAAAGAUGAAGUUUUUUGUGACGUGCAGCUCCAAACAAAUGAUGGUACAAUUAUAUCCGCUCAUAAAAAUGUUUUAGCAUCUGGAUGUCCAUAUUUUUUUUCUAUGUUCAAUCAAUUCAAUGAGAAAAACAAAUCUCUUGUAAACAUCAAAGAUAUAMAUUCAACCAUUUUAAAACUCCUGGUGGAUUUUAUUUAUACUGGUGAAAUUGAGAUCAGCGAGGAGAACAUGAUGGAAUUAAUGCAAAUGGCCAACAUUUUUCAACUAGAUUCCGUAAAAGCUCUAUGUUGUGAGUUUAUUAAAGCUAAACUCAAUCCAUCAAAUUGCAUAAGUAUAAAAGAUCAUGCUGAUUUGUAUGAUAAUAUGGAACUGUCGAAAUGUUGUGAAGAAUAUAUUAAAAAACAUUUUUCAGAAGUGAUUGAGCAAAAUGAAUUCUUAUCUUUAACUUCUGAAGCCAUUAUUGAUUUUAUCUCCUCUGAUGACAUUGCUGUUCCGUUUGAAGAAAAAUAUUUAUACGAUAAUGUCUAA
Molecule: messenger RNA, 1005 nt
Organism: Diuraphis noxia (Russian wheat aphid)
Lineage: Eukaryota; Metazoa; Arthropoda; Insecta; Hemiptera; Aphididae
Product: kelch-like protein 12
Molecular function (GO): protein binding
Source: RefSeq, a predicted model, not a curated record